AGAAGAAGAAAAACGCCGCUGAACCGGACGUACUUUACAAACGUGACCUUUCCGCUAGUGCUGACCUAGCUCUAUUAAACUGAAAUACACAGAUAAGCCUAAUGUGCUCAGGGAAUAUUUUCUAACAAACAAAAUACAAUAUUUGUCUGCGGUCUGAUAAACGUGCAGUAAACGGCACACUAGCGCCAUGAGUACUAUGUUUGCAGACACGAUUCUGAUCGUUUUCAUCUCCGUGUGCACAGCGCUUUUAGCAGAAGGAAUUACCUGGGUUUUAGUGUAUCGUACCGAAAAGUACAAGAGGCUAAAGGCUGAGGUAGAAAAACAAAGCAAAAAGCUUGAGAAGAAAAAGGAAACCAUCACAGAAUCUGCAGGACGUCAACAGAAGAAGAAAAUUGAAAGACAAGAAGAGAAGCUGAAGAACAACAACAGAGACCUGUCCAUGGUGCGCAUGAAGUCCAUGUUUGCCAUCGGCUUCUGCUUCACAGCUUUGAUGGGCAUGUUCAACUCCAUUUUUGAUGGAAGAGUAGUGGCCAAAUUGCCGUUUGUGCCGCUGUCUUACAUCCAGGGACUGUCUCAUCGCAACCUGCUGGGCGAGGAUUACACUGACUGCUCCUUCAUCUUCCUCUACAUCCUCUGCACCAUGUCCAUCAGACAGAACAUUCAGAAGAUGCUGGGUCUUGCGCCUUCCAGAGCUGCAACAAAACAGGCUGGAGGCUUCCUGGGACCUCCCCCCCAAGCAGCUAAGUUUUCCUAAUCAUCGGACAGGUUCAAGAGUGCUGUUCCAUCACUGCGACUGUGUGCAGUCAUGGCUUCCUCAUCAGACCACAGACACGACUGUUUCAAGCUGUGCCGGAGCAAACAUAUUCUCUAUUGUAGCUACUGUAUCACUACCCUCUGUUUGACUUCUAAUACACGUGUUGUUUAUUUAACUUUCAGAUUGUCUUAUGUAGAAAUUAGAAGAAAAGUUGUUCUUAAUUAUAUUGAUUACCAAAGGAUACAAAUGUCUACCUUGUAUUCUGUGCAACCAUAUGUUGUUUUUGGAAUUUUAAUUAUUAAUUGGCACAAUAAACAUCUGAUCCAUUUGUCAGUAUUAUUGUAUAUCAUUGUCUUUCACUUCUUGCAAAUUAAUAAAGUUUUAUGAUCAUGUUUAA
Messenger RNA from Thunnus maccoyii (southern bluefin tuna), 1151 nucleotides. It is a transcript of the gene tmco1, whose product is annotated as transmembrane and coiled-coil domains 1. Gene Ontology annotation, molecular function: calcium channel activity. The record is from RefSeq and is a predicted model, not a curated record. Gene Ontology annotation, cellular component: endoplasmic reticulum membrane; endoplasmic reticulum; cytoplasm. Lineage: Eukaryota; Metazoa; Chordata; Actinopteri; Scombriformes; Scombridae. Gene Ontology annotation, biological process: endoplasmic reticulum calcium ion homeostasis. The transcript is spliced from 7 exons. Bases 188 to 754 code for a protein of 188 amino acids.